Caenorhabditis remanei is the source of this 690-nucleotide messenger RNA. RefSeq lists its product as uncharacterized. Gene Ontology annotation, biological process: cell redox homeostasis; hydrogen peroxide catabolic process; response to oxidative stress. Gene Ontology annotation, molecular function: thioredoxin peroxidase activity. The transcript is spliced from 3 exons. The record is from RefSeq and is a predicted model, not a curated record. NCBI's taxonomy places the organism in Eukaryota, Metazoa, Nematoda, Chromadorea, Rhabditida, Rhabditidae. The coding region runs from base 1 to 690 and encodes 229 amino acids. Gene Ontology annotation, cellular component: cytosol; mitochondrion.
AUGCUUGGUUCUGCUGUCCGUGCACUCUCCCGCACCGUACCGUCCACGGUUGCUGUCGCCACACGCCAGUUCGGCGUCUCUCGUUCUCUUCUGUCACUUCGUCCCCUCGGACCGAAGAAUGCGGUUCCUGCUUUCAAGGGAACUGCUGUCGUCGAUGGAGACUUCAAGGUAAUCUCCGAUCAGGAUUACAAGGGAAAAUGGCUCGUUAUGUUCUUCUAUCCACUCGAUUUCACCUUCGUGUGCCCAACUGAAAUCAUCGCAUACGGAGACAGAGCCAACGAGUUCCGCACUCUCGGAGCUGAAGUUGUCGCAUGCUCUUGCGACUCGCACUUUUCUCAUCUUGCCUGGGUCAAUACUCCACGCAAAGAUGGAGGUCUCGGAGAUAUGGAUAUUCCACUUCUUGCUGAUUUUAAUAAGAAAAUUGCUGAGUCCUUUGGAGUUCUCGAUAAGGAAUCUGGUCUUUCAUACCGUGGACUUUUCCUCAUUGAUCCAUCCGGAACUGUCCGUCACACAACCUGCAAUGACCUUCCAGUCGGAAGAUCUGUUGAUGAAACGUUGAGAGUUCUCAAGGCAUUCCAAUUCUCUGACAAACACGGAGAGGUGUGCCCAGCUGAUUGGCAUGAGGAUUCCCCAACCAUUAAGCCGGGAGUCUCUUCUAGCAAGGAAUACUUCAAUAAGGUCAACAAGUAG